AUGAGAACCAUCCGGAGGCACCGAUCUUCUACGGGCACAGAGCUGCUACUGGGACGCUGCAACCGGCUCCGGAUGUCCCGAGUUCGGGUACUUCUCGUAUUCCUAUGCGGGAUGCUGGCUAUGGCUCUGACACUUGGAUUUUCUUUCUCGAGUAAUGAUACAAGCGAUGAUGAUGACAGUAUUCAUAUGGACGAAAACAUACAAUUUCGUGUGCCAGACCUAAUAAGGGACAAGGUAGGUGAUGGAUCCUGCACUGUAUCCUCCGGUUUUCCAAUAUUGCGCUAAACCUAAGGAGUAUCCUACAUUUUAGGUGCUGCUGUCUUGCUACAGCCUACAUACCCCAGCCAGCCGGAACACUUAACCCUGUCUGUUCAACUAUAGAUGCUAUAAUAUAGCGUCAAUAUUGAUACACUUCACUGAUGGCAGAAAAUGUACCUCUAGUCAGAUCUUUGAUUGCUCAAUAAUAAACAGUAUUUGUGCCUGGUGACUGACAGUGUUCAAAAUGCAUAUGUGAAAAAACUACUGCAACUAUCUCCUCUCUCUCCUGCUGUCCUCCCCUUCUGCAGUUGACCCAUAACCCCCGUCGGGCCACUGUGGCCCAGAUCAAACGUCUGGUGGGCCAGGUGAAUUCAGGUAGACUGUGGUAUUCUCUCCUGAGGCCCAUCCUGGUAGAGAGACUGCCAGGUACCAGGGGCAGCCGUAGGGUGCGUGAGGUUAGGAACUCUACUGACUCUAUCAAGAGACAUCAGGGUAGAACGUCUGUAAUUACAGUGGAACUGGUGUCUCUUUAUCUCUGUCUUACAUGUUAUUGUAUCAAUUAACAUUUUGUUUCCUGAAAUAAUGCCCUUAGAUUAAAAUCACACCGUUUUUCUGUGGCUGCCACAGCAUAUCUACAGCCAUCUAGAGUUCCUGUCAGCGGGUUGGUCGUUGGAGGUCGACUCCUUCAACUCUGCUACCCCAAAGGGACUAAUCACCUUCUCCAACCUGAUGGCAGUCCUGGACCCCGCGGCCCCGCGCCGUCUGCUGCUGGCCUGCCACUACGACUCCAAGGACAUGCUCCCAGCUUCCAAAACCACUGACGGGCCUCUCAGGAGGUUCCUAGGGGCCAGCGACGCGGCCGUCCCCUGUGCCAUGAUACUGGAGCUGGUCACUGCUCUGGAUGUCCACCUGAAAGUGCUAAAACAACAGGUAAAGACUGUCUGCUUUGCUACAGUAGGACAAGGGUACACUUUAGAGGGCAAGGAUGAAAGUGAUGACUUGACAGAUCCUUUUAAGUUCCUGGUUGCACUGGGAAUAUAAGAUGUCGGAUUUGCAGAAAACUGAUGACAGGAUGUGGCUUCAGUGUGUGGUUGGGCUACCCUCUGACGUGUUUGCCUCUCUCCUGGGAUGUCAGACUAUUUAUAGACCUGGAGUCUGACCCAUGUUCACAUAUCAAUUAUUCAUACAUUUAUAUCCAAAUUAAACUGUGCAGACAUUGAUGGGUCGAGGCCCAGACAUCAUUAACACUCACUGGACAUCUCCCAUGUUGGCAUCAGAAGCAAUGCAUUUUAAAGGAUAUUGUAUGAUAGUCACAUAUUAUUCGACCAAUAUAUUAUUUUGUAAGCAUAUACACUACGAGUCCAAAGUUUGGACACACCUACUCAUUCAAGGGUUUUUCUUUAUUUUGACUAUUUUUUACAUUGUAGAAUAAUAGUGAAGACAUCAAAACUAUGAAAUAACAAAUAUGGAAUCAUGUAGUAACCAAAAAAGUGUUAAACAAAUCAAAAUAUAUGUUAUAUUUGAGAUUCUUCAAAUAGCCACCCUUUGCUUUGACAACAGCUUUGUACACUCUUGGCAUUCUCUCAACUAGCUUCAUGAGGUAGUCACCUGGAAUGCAUUUCAAUUAACAGGUGUGCCUUCUUAAAAGUUAAUUUGUGGAAUUUAUUUCCUUCUUAAUGCGUUUGAGCCAAUCAGUUGAGUUGUGACAAGGUGGGGGGGUAUACAGAAGAUAGCCCUAUUUGGUAAAAGACCAAGUCCAUAUUAUGGCAAGAACAGCUCAAAUCAGCAAAGAGAAACGACAGUCCAUCAUUACUUUAAUAAUAUUAAUAUAUAAUAUAUAAUAUUAUUAAUAAUAAUAAUAAAUAAUAAUAAUUUAAGACAUGAAGGUCAGUCAAUAUGGAAAAUGUCAAGAACUUUGAAAGUUUCUUCAAGUGCAGUGUCAAGGCGUGCUGUAGGUGCAGUGGCGGAAUCAAACGCAGGACGCAGACGGAUAAUCCAACAGACUUGUAUUAAGCCGAAAACACGGCAAACGGACAACACUUGCCCGAAGGCGAAAUACGCACGAAGGCGAAAAAGAAACAAACAGCGCACAAACAUGUGCGGAAACUCCAGCGCAGUGGAGAGAAGCUCAACCGAGCGAAAACACGUCUGACAACAAUCAAUAAUACACAACACCUGACAAACACAACGGGAACUAAAUAGGACACUAAUGACACUAAAUGAAAACAGGUGUGACAACACUCAGACAAAAGCAAACGAACAUGAAACAUACAACGGUGGCAGCUAGUAUUCCGGAGACAACGAACGCCGAAGCCUGCCCGAACAAGGGAGAGAGGCAGCCUCGGCCGAAACCGUGACAGUACCCCCCCCUUGACGCGCGGCUCCAGACGUGCGCUGACUCCGGCCUCGGGGACGACCCGGAGGACGCGGAGCCGGGCGCGUCGGGUGCCCACGAUGGAAUUCCGUCAGGAGAGACGGGUCCAAAAUGUCACUCCUCGGCACCCAGCACCGCUCCUCCGGACCGUACCCCUCCCACUCCACUAGAUACUGGAGACCCCCCAUCCGACGUCUCGAAUCCAAGAUGGACCUCACGGAGUACGCCGGUGCCCCCUCGAUGUCCAAUGGGGGCGGAGGAGUCUCCCUGAUCUCACUGUCUUGGAGUGGGCCAGCUACCACCGGCCUGAGAAGGGACACAUGGAACGAGGGGUUAAUACUUUUAUAUUCAACAGGUAGCUGUAAUUUAUAACACACCUCGUUCAACCUUCCCAGGACUUUAAAUGGCCCUACAAACCGCCGACCCAGUUUCCGACAGGGCAGGCGGAGGGGCAGGUUCCUGGUAGAGAGCCAGACUCGAUCACCAGGUGCGUACACCGGUCCCUCACUGCGGUGGAGAUCAGCGCUCGCCUUAUGACGUCGGAGGGCCCGCUGCAGGUGGACGUGUGCAGCGUUCCAUGUCUCCUCCGAGCGCCUCGCCCACUCAUCCACCGCAGGAGCCUCGAUCUGGCUCUGCUGCCAGGGUGCCAGAACCGGCUGGUAACCUAACACACAUUGGAAAGGGGUUAGGUUAGUGGAGGAAUGGCGUAGGGAAUUCUGGGCCAUUUCGGCCCAGGGAACGUACCUUGCCCACUCCUCCGGCCGGUCCUGGCAGUAUGUUCUAAGAAACCUGCCCACAUCCUGGUUUACACGUUCCACCUGCCCAUUACUCUCCGGGUGGUAACCCGAGGUGAGGCUCACCGAGACCCCCAACCGCUCCAUAAAGGCCCUCCAGACUCUGGAGGUAAAUUGGGGACCCCGAUCAGACACAAUAUCCUCGGGUACCCCGUAGUGCCGGAACACAUGGGUGAAUAGGGCUUCGGCAGUUUGCAGGGCGGUAGGAAGGCCCGGCAUGGGGAGCAAACGACAGGCCUUAGAAAACCGGUCCACAACGACCAGUAUAGUGGUAUUCCCCUGUGAAGGAGGAAGGUCAGUAAGGAAAUCCACCGAGAGGUGGGACCAUGGUCGUUGUGGCACGGGCAGGGGUAGUAACUUACCCCUAGGCAGAUGUCUAGGCGCCUUACACUGGGCGCACACCGAGCAGGAGGAAACAUAAACCCUCACAUCCCUUGCCAACGUGGGCCACCAGUACUUGGCACUAAGACAGUGCACUGUCCGGCCGAUACCUGGAUGUCCAGAGGAGGGUGACGUGUGAGCCCAAUAGAUCAAUCGAUCCCGAACCUCGAGCGGAACGUACUUCCGACCCUCCGGGCACUGUGGUGGACUAGGGUCGGUGCGUAACGCCCGCUCGAGCUCAGCAUCGACCUCCCACACUACCGGUGCCACCAGACACGACUCCGGCAGUAUGGGAGUGGGCUCCACGGACCUCUCCUCCGUGUCAUACCGCCGAGACAGCGCAUCUGCCUUACCAUUCUGUGACCCAGGGAUGUACGUGAUCUUAAAAGUAAACCUGGUCAAGAACAUAUUCCAUCUUGCCUGGCGAGGGUUCAACCUCCUCGCUGCCCGGAUGUACUCCAGGUUACGGUGGUCCGUCAAAAUGAGGAAAGGGUGUUGAGCCCCCUCAAGCCAGUGCCUCCACACCUUUAGGGCCUGUACCACGGCUAACAGCUCCCUGUCCCCUACGUCAUAGUUCCGCUCCGCCGGACUGAGCUUCUUAGAAUAAAAGGCACAGGGGCGGAGUUUAGGUGGCGCGCCAGACCGUUGUGAAAGCACGGCUCCUAGACCGGCCUCUGACGCGUCCACCUCUACCUGGAACGGCAAAGAGGGAUCCGGAUGCGCCAGCACCGGGGCCGAGGUAAACAGGUCCUUCAGCCUCCCAAACGCCCUGUCCGCCUCGGCCGACCACUGCAGACGCACCGGACCCCCCUUCAAAAGAGACGUGAUGGGAGCUGCCACCUGUCCAAAACCCCGGAUAAACCUCCGGUAGUAAUUCGCAAACCCCAAAAACUGCUGCACCUCCUUCACAGUGGUUGGUGUUUGCCAAUUACGCACGGCCGACACCCGGUCUACCUCCAUCUUCACCCCUGACGCAGACAACUGAUACCCCAAAAAGGAGACCGACUCCUGGAAAAACAGACACUUCUCUGCCUUCACAUACAGGUCGUGCUCCACCAGCCUCCGCAACACUCUACGCACCAGGGCCACAUGCUCGACACGGGUAGGCGAGUACACGAGAAUGUCAUCAAUGUACACAACCACCCCCUGCCCCUGCAUGUCCCUGAAGAUCUCAUCCACGAAUGAUUGGAAAACUGACGGAGCGUUCAUCAACCCGUAUGGCAUGACCAGAUACUCGUAAUGGCCCGAGGUGGUACUAAAGGCUGUCUUCCAUUCAUCGCCCUCCCUGAUGCGCACCAAGUUGUACGCGCUCCUGAGAUCUUAUUUAGUGAAGAAACGCGCCCCAUGCCAUGACUCAGUCAUGGUCGCAAUCAGCGGGAGUGGAUAACUGUACUUCACCGUAAUCUGAUUGAGACCACGGUAAUCGAUGCACGGGCGCCAACCACCAUCCUUUUUCUUCACAAAAAAGAAACUCGAGGACGCAGGGGAAGUGGAAGGCCGUAUGUAUCCUUGUCUCAGAGAUUCUUCUAUGUAAGUCUCCAUAGCUUUCUUCUCCUCUUGAGACAGAGGAUACACAUGGCUCCGUGGGAGCGCAGCUCCUGCCUGGAGGUCUAUCGCACAAUCUCCCUGCCUAUGGGGCGGCAACUGCGUCGCCCUCGCCUUACUAAACGCAAUAGCCAAAUCCCCAUACUCAGGGGGAACGUGCAAUGCGGGCACCUGGUUUGGACUCUCCACCGAGGUAGCCCCUACGGAAACGCCCAAACAUCUACCCACACACUGAGCAGACCACUCCAUCAGAGCCCUCUCCUGCCACGAAAUGGAUGGGUUAUGGGUACUCAACCAGGGCAUGCCCAGCACCACCGGAUACGCAGGAGAGUCAAUCAGAAAUAGCUGAAUCAUCUCCUGAUGACCCCCCUGCGCACACAUCCUAAGUGGCGCCGUGACCUCCCUGAUCAAGCCCGUACCCAACGGACGGCUAUCUAGGGCAUGAACGGGGAAAGGAACAUCAACAGGAAGAAGGGGAAUCCCUAACGCUAAACAAAACUUUUUAUCAAUAAAAUUCCCAGCCGCGCCUGAAUCUACCAGCGCCUUAUGCUGGGAAUGAGGUGCUACCUGUGGAAAACGCACAGGCAUACAAAAAUGUGCAACAGAGAGCUCUGGGUGAGUGGGGCGCCUACUCACCUGGAGGGAAUCCCCAGUGCGGGACCUGUCGUCCUCUCCCCUAGGAGGCCAUCCCCAGCACCUAGCCGCGGUGUGUCCUCCCCGACCACAGUUGGUGCAAGGGAUGGACCCCCUAGUAAGCCGACCCCUCCUCUCUCUAGCGCCAGCGCCCCCGAGCUCCAUGGGGCACGGCUCGGAAGCGCUGGAGGGUGAAAUGGACGGACCCCCCUCGGAACGCCCGCGGGUAGCUAGCAGGUUAUCCAGCCUGAUGGACAUGUCGACCAACUGGUCGAACGUGAGGCUGGUGUCCCUACAGGCCAGCUCCCGACGGACGUCCUCUCGUAGACUACACCUGUAGUGAUCGACGAGGGCCCGAUCAUUCCACCCUGCAUCUGCCGCUAGAGUACGGAAUUCGAGGGCGAACUCCUGAGCACUCCUCCUCCCCUGCCGGAGGAAGACCAGACGCUCCCCCGCCGCUUUCCCCUCCGGGGGAUGGUCAAACACCGCCUUGAAGCGGCGGGAGAACUCGUUGUACGUUAUGGUGUCCGCGUCGAUCCUCCUCCACUCCGCGUUGGCCCAUUCCAACGCCUUCCCGGACAGGCAGGAGAUCAGGGCGGACACGCUCUCAUGUCCCGAGGGCGCCGGAUGCACGGUGGCCAGGUACAGCUCCACCUGGAGAAGGAAACCCUGGCACCCGGCCGCGGUCCCAUCGUAAGCCCUCGGGAGCGAGAGUCGGACUCCUCUGGGUUCUGGUGCGGGAAUAGGCUGACUGGCCGAUGGUGCUGGCACGGAGGGUGGCGGUGGAGGCGUCCCCCAGCCUCGGAUGGUGGUGAUCACCUCCUGCAGUGCGGUCCCCAUCUGCAGGAUCUGGUCCCCUUGCUCCCUGUCCUCCAGAGUCGCCUGGGCUGCUGCGGCUCCUGCUGAUUCCAUUGUGGUGUAUUAUUCUGUCAAGGCGUGCUGUAGGUGCAGUGGCGGAAUCAAACGCAGGACGCAGACGGAUAAUCCAACAGACUUGUAUUAAGCCGAAAACACGGCAAACGGACAACACUUGCCCGAAGGCGAAAUACGCACGAAGGCGAAAAAGAAACAAACAGCGCACAAACAGGUGCGGAAACUCCAGCGCAGUGGAGAGAAGCUCAACCGAGCGAAAACACGUCUGACAACAAUCAAUAAUACACAACACCUGACAAACACAACGGGAACUAAAUAGGACACUAAUGACACUAAAUGAAAACAGGUGUGACAACACUCAGACAAAAGCAAACGAACAUGAAACAUACAACGGUGGCAGCUAGUAUUCCGGAGACAACGAACGCCGAAGCCUGCCCGAACAAGGGAGAGAGGCAGCCUCGGCCGAAACCGUGACAUGCAGAUGCAAAAACCAUCAAGCGCUAUGAUGAAACUGGCUCUCAUGAGGACCGUCACAGGAAUGGAAGACCCAGAGUUACAUCUGCUGCAAAGGAUAAGUUAAUUAGAGUUACCAGCCUUAGAAAUUGCAGCCCAAAUAAAUGCUUCACAGAGUUGAAGUAACAGACACACCUCAACAUCAACUGUUCAGAGGAGACUGUGUGAAUCAGGCCUUCAUGGUCGAAUUGCCGCUACUAAAUGACACCAAUAAGAAGAAGAGACUUGCUUGGGCCAAGAAACACGAGCAAUAGACAUUAGACCAGUGGAAAUUUGUCCUUUGGUCUGAUGAGUCCAAGUUUGAGAUUUUUGGUUCCAACCGCCGUGUCUUUGUGAGACGCGGUGUGGGUGAACGGAUGAUCUCCGCAUGUGUAUUUCCCACCGUAAAGCAUGGAGGAGGAGGUGUUAUGGUGUGGGGGUGCUUUGCUGGUGAGACUGUAUGUGAUUUAUUUAGAAUUCAAGGCACACUUAACCAGCAUGGCUACCACAGCAUCAAGGUUAAGGGUGGCUAUUUGAAGAAUCUCAAAUAUAAAAUAUAUUUUGAUUUGUUUAACACUUUUUUGGUUACUACAUGAUUCCAUAUGUGUAAUUUCAUAGUUUUGAUAUCUUCACUAUUAUUCUACAAUGUAGAAAAUAGUCAAAAUAAAGAAAAACCCUUGAAUGAGAAUAGGUGUGUCCAAACUUUUGACUGGUACUGUAUGUUAUAUUACAAGAAAAUCUAUCACUCCAACCCCUGUAUCAUUCUUUCUGUCUGUUUUUCUGUGUGGUAGAAGUCACAGGUGACGUUGCAGUUGGUCUUCUUUGAUGGUAAUGAGGCGUUUGAGCAGCCGAGCCCCUCCGACUCUCUGUACGGCUCACGUUACCUUGCUGACCAAAUGUCCCGUACACCUCACCCCCCAGGAGCCAAACAUACCACCCUGUUACACGCUUUGGUGAGGCUUUGUUAGUGUUUGUUACAAUGUUCCAUUGCCAAGCCUUAUGUCAUAUGCAGUGUAUGUUUUGCUUAGCUUAGUGUUCUGUAUGUUGAUUGGCAGGACCUGUUUGUUCUUUUGGAUCUGAUUGGUGCCCCUGACCCUAUGUUUGUCAAUCACUUUGACGACACUGUACGCUGGUUUGAUGAGCUCAUAUAUGCAGGUAAGGCCCCCACCCCUCUUCUCAAAAUGUUUACUCCAUAUACUGUAUCACAAAAAUUGCCUGUAUUGCCAGGUAAAUUAAUGAAUUAUUAUCACGCGGAUUGCUCACUGUAAUCGUAAUGGGGCAAAAACAUAUUGUAAUGGAGAUAAUGAGGUAGAGGGAAGGAGGCAGAGGUACACUUUAAUGACAGAAAGAGCCAGUGAGCAAGGCAAAGAUAGUUUGGCAGGUGGAUGACUGACUCAUGCUGAUACAGGACCAGGCUCUCCUGUGCUGAUCUGACUAUAAUUUCACUCAGUCACAGUAAUAAGAAACUUGAAAUGAGCUGUUCUUCCUCCCUCAUUUUUUCUGUCUCCUCUCUGCUUACCCCUCCUCCAUCCCCCUCCCCCCUCUUUAUCAUUGGCCUUGACUAUGGCCCACGGUGGCUGUCAUGUCCGUCUGCUAGAGAGGAGGCUCCAUAAGCUGGGUCUGCUGUCCUCCCACCCCAGAGAGGUGAGCUACUUCAGGAAGGACAUAAACCUGGGCCCUGUGGAGGAUGACCAUGUGCCCUUCCUCCAGCAGGGUGAGAGAGCACACCCACAUAGAUAGGCAGAUGGUUAGAGGGCACAUUUACUGACUAACAAGGAUGGAUGUUUAACAGUACACUAUGAAUAUCUACCAGUGGAGGCUCCUCAGAGGAGGAAGGGGAGGACCAUCCUACUCAGUGAAUUUCAUAAAAAUAAAAAUAGUGAAACAUUAAAGAUGCACUACGCAGAAAUCGCUCCGCCAUUUCCUGGUUGCUAAAAUUCUAAUAGUUUACCUAAUAUCAGGUUAUGUGAAGUAUAGUGUAGAGCCUUCAAACUCAACUCUGGACCUCAAAGCCAUUUCCACUGCAAUGUGCACUUAAUUAUCAGGUAGAACAGAAAACCAGCAGGCUCCGGACCUCGUAGGGUAAGAGUUGAAUAUCCCUGGUGUAGAGUCAUUAUUAUUAUUAUUAUUAUUAUUAUUAUUAUUGUACCAUCUAAACUGAGGUGAAUUAUAUUUUCCAUAACCAAAAAUAUUGUAUUUUCAGCUGUUUAAAGCUGGUAUACAAAACCGAAAGUAAAAGACAUAAAAACUCAACUUAAAAACGGGAAGCAUAGAAAUAGCGCAGAUAGAACAGAUCUACUGCUUCUUAGACUUACUUUCAAUGAGAAUGACAGAUCUAUAACUCACAUUUCUAUGAACAUUUUGUCAAGUCACCCAAAAAGAUACAUAUUGCAAGUUCUCCUUUUUAGAUAAAACUAUACUAAAUAUAUUCACUUCACCAAAUAACUGAUUAAAACACACUGUUUUGCAAUGAAGGUCUACAGUAGGCUCAACAGCGCUCUGUAGGGUAGCACCAUGGUGUAGCCGGACAGCUAUUUUCCGUCCUCCUCUGGGUAUAUUGACUUCAAUACAAAACCUAGGAGGCUCAUGGUUCUCACCCCCUUCCAUAGACUUACACAGUAAUUAUGACGACUUCCGGAGGACGUCCUCCGACCUAUCAGAGCUCUUGCAGCAUGAACUGACAUGUUGUCCACCCAAUCAAAGGAUCAGAUAAUUAAUCUAGUGCUGAAACCAUAAGCUACAGCUAGCUAGCACUGCAGUGCAUAAAAUGUGGUGAGUAGUUGACUCAAAGCGAGAGAAAGACAAUAGUUGAACAAUUUCAUUUUGUACAAAAUGAAGGAGAAGCAGCAGAGUGAGAGAGAUAUUUUGUUGUAUUUUUUUUUCACUUACACUAGCAAAUGCAGCUAAUUUAACCUAUUCAACAACCUGACUCAAACAGAGAGGAAUUAUAUUUAUGUUAGCUAGUUGGCUAAGGCUAUCCAACACGUCCAAUUCAAGGUGAGCUUUCGGUUUUAUAAAUGUAUUGCCACCGGGGCCCGCCGGUGUAACUGCUAAACUGCUUGCUGUACACUACUGCGUGAUUGUACACAUGGAUUGGAUUGUGUGUUUGGGUGAUCAGGGGUGUAUUCAUUCCGCCAAUUCUGUUGCAUAACGUUUCUUAAACAGAAGCAGACGGAACUAAACGGGCAUGGACCUAACUAAAUUUGUCCAAUAGAAACACUUGUUUUAGUUUUGCAACUGUUUGGACUAAUGAUUACACCCUAGAAUAGCUAGAUGCAGGCAAUAGUGUGCAAGGCAGUAUUGAAUGUGUCACUGUCUGUGACCUUGAUUACUCCAAUUUGUCUUUUGACCUGUGCACCUACGUUAUAAACGUUCAUUCAUAGGCUAGGUUGAGGCAACCUCAUGAUGGGGUAUAGGGAAAAUUUUAGUAUCAUGUAGUAGUGUAAACAUAUGUUACAUUGAGCUGGUUGAAUGGAAUAUGAAAGACUGACAGUCAUCCAACAUGCUGUAAUAGAAAUAAGGCCAUGCUCAUAAAAAAAAUAACGUCCUCCCUAAUUUUAAAUGGCACUGACCGCCACUGAUAUCUACACAGCUGAUUAGACUAUGACGUUAUAUGACUGUACUGUAUCUACAGAGAGUGGUGCCCUCCCUCUGCUUUAGUUUUAUCCCUGUAGAACUUAAUCUACCAUCUGCCUUUUUUCUCUCCCCUUCUAUUAACCUCUGUCAUCCUCUACACUCUACCCUAUCUCAUUUGUCUUCUCCCCUGCCCUGUCUCUCUGCCAUUCCUACCCACUCCCCUCUAUGCCUGCAGGGGUUCCAGUACUACACAUGAUCACAACGCCCUUCCCUUCCUUUAUGCACACUCUGGAGGACACAGUGGAACACAUCCAUUCUCAGACUAUCGAGAACCUCACCAAGGUGCUAGUGGUGUUCCUGGCUGAAUACAUAGGACUCUGA
Messenger RNA from Coregonus sp. 'balchen', 11307 nucleotides. The record is from the annotation of a GenBank genome assembly. NCBI's taxonomy places the organism in Eukaryota, Metazoa, Chordata, Actinopteri, Salmoniformes, Salmonidae.